AUGGAACUGAGCAGUCUGCCGCCUGACUCCUGCAGCGACUUCACUUUCUCCAGAAAGGGUCAGCUGAUCCUGAGCGCCGUUGACCCCGCCAGCAGCCCCCCCCCGCUGUCCACUGCCUCCUCCCUCCUGACCAAUGGCUCGUCUCCGCCCGUCCAUCAGACUCCGCCCCCUUCUGACCUCCUCCUACAGCAAUGGAUCAUCGCCGCCGCCAAGGGCCGUCAAACGGCGCUGUGUCAGCUGACCCGACCUCCGUCCGGUGGUCUUGGCUUCAGCGUCGUGGGUCUGAAUCCGGCAGGAAGCGGCAGCAGUCAGGGCGUCUUCGUCAAACACAUCCAGCCCGGAGGCGUCGCUCACAGGGACGGGCGUCUGCAAGAGAGGGACCAGAUCCUGGUGAUCAACGGCAGUCCUCUAGAGCCGGGGAUCGGCCACCAGCAGGCGCUGGCGCUGCUGCAGCAGACCGGAGACAGCGUGGAGCUGGUGGUAGCACGGGACCGCCCACUCAACGCACCAGCAGCAUCAUCGUUACCGGCCACGGACGCCAUCAACACGGAUCAGUGGGGUCACGUGGAGGAAAUCGAGCUGGUGAACGAUGGAUCUGGUUUGGGUUUCGGCAUCGUGGGAGGGAGAGCGACCGGCGUGGUGGUCCGGACGCUCCUCCCAAACAGCGUGGCUGACAAGGACGGGCGUCUCCGCACAGGUGACCACAUCCUUCGCAUCGGGGCGACGCCCACCGGCGGCCUCUCCAGCGACCAGGUGGUCAAAGUGCUGCAGGGCUGCGGCAGUUACGUGACGCUACUGAUCGCCAGGGAUCCCCGGGGUCAGAGGUCAGCGGCCCCGCCUCCGCCGCCUCCUGACUCCGCCCCCGUCUCCUCCUUACCCCCCCGGCCUCCGAACCUGCCGCAACGCCGCCACAGCAAGACGCCCAGCCUGGAGGGGUAUGAGAUUCAUGAGGUUCCUCUCAGCAGGAACGACGGCCAGAGUCUCGGCAUCUCCAUCAUCGGCUACAACCCUCUGACCAGCUCUGAUGCGGUCGGCGUGUUCGUGAAGCACGUGGUUCCCGGCAGCGCCGCAGAUCAAAGCAGAAACAUCCGAAUCCACGACCGCCUGCUCGCUUUGAACGGCGUCAGCCUGCACGGUCUGACCAAUCAGGAGGUUCUGGAGGUGAUGAAGCAGGCGGGUCAGACGGUCGUUCUCUCCGUCCUCAGGAAGAAAGCCAAAACGCUGGAGAGAUCUCUGGAUAAAGUGGAAAGAGAGUCGUCUCGUGUGUCAUUAAGGAGGUCUUUUGAAGUCAACACUCGCUCAUCCGGGCUUGGCUUUGCAGCACCAAAUCUGGAACCGACAAACUCAACACAGCUAACAACGGAUGCAGAUGCAGAACUGUGGGCUAAAUGGGAGCAGGCCCUGGGACCAAAGUACCAGGUUCUGGUGGUGAAGUUAGAUCCUGUCAUUGAAGACGACGCAGAGCUGCAAAAAUCCUCAAAGCUGCUGCCCGUCCACACGCUGCGUCUGGGUGUGGAGCUGGACUCCUUUGACGGUCACCACUACAUCUCCUCUGUGGCCCCUGGGGGCCCCGUGGACAGACACGGAGUCCUGAGACCUGAGGACGAACUCCUGGAGGUGAAUGAUGUGCAGCUGUACGGUAAGUCUCGUCGGGAAGUGGUGGCCUUCCUCAAAGAAGUGCCUCCUCCGUUCACUCUGGUCUGCUGUCGACACCCGACCUCUGACCUGGGACCAGAAUCUGAACCAGAACCAGAAUCUGAACCAGAACCAGAACCAGUGCUGCGACCUGGACCCGGACCUCUGAGACAAUCCAGUGUGGAGGAGAUGGAGCUGAAACUGUCGUCGAUGCUCCGUAGCCACACAGAACUGAGAGACAGCAUCUCUGAGCAGCAGCCGGCAGUGAGACAGCAGCAGGUGCUUCCUGUAGAGGAGGAGCUGAUGGAGACCCAACCCAUCCAGGAGGAAGAGGAGAAGGAGGAAGAGGAGGAGGAAGAGGAGGAAGAUGACGGGGAGCUGGCUCAGUGGUCUCCACACGUCCAGCUGUUGGAGCUGCAGAAAGAGAGAGACAAAGGCCUCGGCUUCAGCAUCCUCGAUUACCAGGACCCUCUGGAUCCCGGCCGCUGUGUGAUGGUGAUCCGCUCCGUGGUCCCCGGCAGCUCUGCAGACCGUCACGGUGCUUUGCUCCCUGGAGACCAGCUGGUGUCGGUCAACCACACCCAGCUGGACUCCCUGAGCCUGGACCAGGCCGUGGAGGUGCUGAGGACGGCCCCGCCCGGCACGGUGCGCCUGGGCCUCCGCAAGCCUCUGGUGGCGGUGGAGGAACCAGAGAGGAUCAGCCAGGUGUCUCUCAGCCACACACAGCUGCCUGUCCCAAAGGGUUUCGGUGACGGCUCCAUCCUGCCAGAAGACCUUCAUCAUAGAGAGGAAGAGGAGGAAGAGGAGGAAGAAGAAGAGCCGGAGCUGAUCCUGGACGGAGGUCUGCCUCGCUACAACUCCUCCUCUCUGACCUCUGACCUCCGGCCGGCCGAGGAGGGCACGGAGAUGGCUGUGGAUGAAGAGGAGGAGGAAGAGGAGAAGGAGGGGGAGAGGAAAGCUCCUCCGUCCUGGGAGGAGUGGAAGCUAAACUCCUCUAGCCAGAGAGAAGCAGAGGAGAUUCGGAGCAGAGAGAAGCAGCAGCUGGAGGAGGAAGACCUGCAGAGAUCGGACCAUGAAAGCAUCGUGUCUCUGGGAAACCUGAUUCCGGAUUCCAGAGACAGCGAAGCGGACUCUGAACUCACUCUGACGGACACGGACACAGAGUCUGUCAGGAUGACUGGCACAGCGAGACGGAAGAGGCGGAGCCAGGGUGGAGCCUGUGUACCAAUCAGAGGAUACCACGGUGAUCUUCCCGAAAGAGAAGAUGGGGAGGGAGAGGAAACUCCUGCCUUCAGUCAUUGGGGACCCCCCCGCAGGGUGGAGGUGUGGCCUGAGGACGGCCAGUCUUUGGGUCUGAGCAUCGUAGGGGGGCAUCAUGUGAUCAAGCGUCUGAGGAACGGAGAGGAGCUGAAGGGGAUCUUCAUCAAGCAGGUUUUACGGAACAGUCCUGCUGCCAAAACUCGGUGUCUGAAGACCGGAGACAAGAUCCUGGAGGUGUCGGGUGUCGACCUGCGAGUGGCCAGUCACGAGGACGCCGUAAACGCCAUCAAAUCAGCUCCGAGCCCUGUUGUCUUCAUCGUCCAGAGCCUGAUGGCGACUCCACGGCCUGUGUCUCUAACAGCCUCCAGCCACAAUAAACUCAAAGAAACGAGGACUAAGUCACCGACAGCAGGUGCAGCCCCGCCCCCUCUGAGACAGCCGCCGCCCUACAGACCUCCCAACCAAUCAGAACAGGAGCUGAAGUCUGACCUGGAGCAGGCCAAAGAGCGGUGGUUUGAGCGUUAUGGCGAGCUGCAGGGUGAGCUGCUGUGCGUGGAGCUGGAGAAGGAGCGCCAGGGUUUGGGUCUCAGCCUGGCGGGGAACAGGGACCGCUCCCGCCUCAGCAUCUUCGUUGUGGGACUCCAACCGGCCGGACCGGCCGCUCGAGAUGGACGCAUCCGGGUCGGAGAUGAGCUACUGGAGAUCAACAGCCAGGUCCUUUACGGGCGGAGCCACCAGAACGCCUCCGCCAUCAUCAAGAGCGCCGCCGCCAAGGUGAAACUCAUCCUGCUCAGAGGGCCCCCGGGCGGAACCGGCCCUGCCGGCGCAGACACCCCGCGGCCCGCCGGGCGGGCGGCGGCGCACGGACACACCCGGAGGGACAGGGCCACCACGGGCGCGGGACCCGCGGCGCGCUCUGUCCAGCAGCCGCGCGGCAAAGCCCCGCAGCGACGCACCCGGCGCGCGGCCUGCAAGCCGGCAGCCGACGGCCCCUCCCCACGCGCCGACCGAGCAGGCGGACAAACGGGCGCAGGCGGGCCGCGCGCCCGCGGCCCCCGCCCGGUCUCCGCCCCCACAGACGGACGCCGCCCCCCCGACAGCCUGAAGCUCCACCCGUCAUCGGACACACUGGAUGAGAGGAGUGAUGAAGCUGAACGUAACAACAGAAACAGCAGCAGUAAAAGCUCCACCAAGAGUCUGAGAGCCAGCGGCGCCUCCAACAAGAGACUGAACGUUCCAGAAAACGUUCCCGAAAACGUUCCAGAAAACGUUCCCAACAACGUUCCCGAAAACGAGCUUCAGGCUCUGAAUGCGUCGCUGGAGCAGCAGACAGCAGCCUCUCCUCCUCUGAUCAGCCCUGACCUGCAGACAGCGACCAGAGACCCAGCAUGCUGUGCGGUGGUUCCUGGUCAGGAGAUGCAGCUGGAGAUCUGUAAAGGUCGAUCUGGACUCGGACUCAGUAUAGUGGGAGGAAGAGACACACAGCUGGACGCCAUAGUGAUCCACGAGGUUUAUGAAGAAGGAGCUGCAGCCAGAGACGGACGACUGUGGUCCGGAGACCAGAUACUCGAGGUGAACGGGGUGGACCUCCGCGGGGCGUCCCACGAGGAGGCCAUCGCCGCCCUGCGUCACACACCGGGGAAGGUAUGUCUGACGGUGCUGCGGGACGAGGCCCAGUACCGAGACGAGGAGAACCUGGACGUGUUUAAGGUGGAGCUGCAGAAGAGGAGCGGCAGAGGGCUGGGGCUCAGUAUCGUCGGGAAAAGGAGUGGUAGUGGUGUGUUUAUCUCUGAGGUAGUCAGAGGGGGCGCCGCGGAGCUGAACGGUCGUCUGAUGCAGGGAGACCAGAUCCUGUCGGUCAACGGAGACGACACGAGGCAAGCCUCACAGGAAACGGUCGCGGCCAUACUGAAGUGUGCUCGGGGUCCCGUUCUGUUGGAGCUCGGACGGCUCAAAGCUGCAUCCUGGAUCUCAUCCAGACGCAACUCACAGGGAAGCCAGAUGAGUCGUGUGAGUGGGAACAGUUCAGGAGUCGUGGCUCCGCCCCUCACGCACACCUUACCGUCAUGUGACCCCGUGACCUCUGACCCCCCCCUGACCUCCACCGGCCCCCCGCCCCUCAACAACAACAGGAAGUCCAGCAGCGACAUCACUUCCUCCUCUAAGAGCACAGAUGCCGGCGUCCGUACUGUGGAGAUCACAAGGAGUGUCAGUGACUCCCUCGGGGUGAGCAUAGCGGGGGGGAAGGGCAGCCCGCUGGGGGACAUCCCCAUCUUCAUCGCCAUGAUCCAGGCCAGCGGAGUCGCCGCCAAGACGCACCGACUCAAGGUGGGCGACAGGCUCGUCAGCAUCAACGGUCAGUCUGUGGACGGUCUGACACACAGCGAGGUCGUCGCCAUGCUGAAGAACGUCUGUGGAAGCAUCAUCCUGCAGGUGGUUGCAGACACCAACAUCAGCGCCAUCGCCAGUCAGGUGGAGGGUUUAUCCAGCAGCUCCAGUCUGUCUGCCAACACUGACACACACACAGCAGAGCCAGAGGCUCCGCGGCCCCGCAGCAUCAGUCUGGAGAAAGGCUCCGAGGGUCUGGGCUUCAGCAUCGUCGGAGGUUUCGGCAGCCCCCACGGAGACCUGCCCAUCUACGUCAAGACCGUCUUCAGCAAGGGCGCGGCGGCUGUGGACGGGCGUCUGAAGCGUGGCGACCAGAUCCUGACGGUGAACGGAGAGAGUCUGCAGGGAGCGACGCACGAGCAGGCGGUCGCCAUCCUGAAGAAACAGAGAGGAACUGUCACACUGGACGUCCUGUCAUAACACACACACACACACACACACACACACACACACACACACACGCUCCUGUGACACACUUUCUCUUUUGGACUACGACUCAUCGUGGAUCGUGAACUCUGAACUUCCCAACAUGCAAAAAAAA
Molecule: messenger RNA, 5824 nt
Organism: Sander lucioperca (pikeperch)
Lineage: Eukaryota; Metazoa; Chordata; Actinopteri; Perciformes; Percidae
Gene: patj
Product: PATJ crumbs cell polarity complex component
Exons: 46
Coding region: 1-5703 (1900 amino acids)
Molecular function (GO): protein binding
Source: RefSeq, a predicted model, not a curated record